AUGCUACCUAGACUCCUUGCCCUGUUUUGGCUCUUUCUCGUUCCAGUACUCUGUACUGAUCCUGCGAUUGAUAAGCUUUUUGUGAUCAAGAAAACGGAUAUAGCGGAGUCUAGAGCCCUGACCAUAGCCGGUCUGCAAGCAAUCAAACAUACGAAAGAUUCUUCCGCGAAGGAGUCCAACGUUGCUAAGCGGUAUCUCUACACGUACUUCAGGGCGGAUAAUACAGAAUCGAUUACUUUUGUAGAGAAUAGAACUUUUGCACUAUUAGCAAUUGAAGAUAUCGAAGAAUAUCGACCGGAUCUUUGGGAGCAAGAUAAGAAAGGUUCGGAUGAUUUAGAGGAGUACGUCUUUAAUGAGAACUACGGUAGCAAGACUUAUUGUACCGAAUCGAACCAGAAUCUCGUACCCUCUACUAUCACGCUGUGCCCCAGCGCCUUUAUAAACUCUCAAGCCACUGCGAACCUCGGAUCUAAGGCUCCUAAAGUUCGUAUGUUAAUCGACAAUGUCCUGCCACAAAGUAGGACUUUCUACCACGAAUUGUUCUAUCUAGUCUUAGGUUCGGAAGAUACUCCCGAUAUAGAAUUACCUGAUUGCUGUGAGUCCUUAACGAGAAUUCGUCUCAAAAAUUCACCAAACACGAAACCCCUUAGUUACGAUGAAGACUACCAGCACCUGAUCCGCCGUAACCCAGAGUCAUAUCUCUGGUUCAGCGUGGGUUACUGGCUUUUCCUGCAGACUCAGUGGUCCGAGUCCUCCAACUAA
Penicillium subrubescens is the source of this 762-nucleotide messenger RNA. RefSeq lists its product as uncharacterized. The record is from RefSeq and is a predicted model, not a curated record. Lineage: Eukaryota; Fungi; Ascomycota; Eurotiomycetes; Eurotiales; Aspergillaceae. The coding region runs from base 1 to 762 and encodes 253 amino acids. The transcript is spliced from 6 exons.